UUUAUUUCCAAUCUGAAUUUGUCAAACUUCAAUACCUAGCCAUUGGAUCGUGUUAUAGCUUUGUCUGCUAGACUGAGCCUUGACCAAGCCUCUCUCUGUGAGGUAGGUAAGGAAUAUUCAAAGAUAACUUCAUCCACCACCAAAGGGCAUCCAACCUCUAGAGUGGAACGCAGCAGCUUUUCAACAGCACACAGCAACACCACACAAUAACCUAGCAGAGACUCUGAAAAAAAUGCUUCUGUAAUUGCAAUUGAAGAAAGAAUACUGAGUAGAUGGAAUGUAAUUCUCCAGUUGGAAUGUAACCAGCACACUAAGGUCUACAUACAAGAAUCCAGAAUUCCUGUGCAAGGGUGAGGCCUUUCAGAUAAAAAUACAACAGCUGUGAAUCAAACCAAAACAUAUGCAGAAUUAAAAUAUCUUCAACUAACAAGAGGUGCCUUCACUUGCAUCCCUCCUGAUAUUUCCCUUAAGGACAUUCCUCAGAUAUAUCUCUGCAAUGAGACCCCGAUGGAAGUGGCUGCUAAAUGUAAAUCUCAGAUGGUUUGGAAUGUUUGCUAAAACAGUUACCAAAAACGGAAUGGAACAACUUCUCCAGUUGGGAUUUUUUUUUUUACUCCCUAUCAUACAAGCUGCAGCAAUACUAUUUGGCCUGGGAGAGUUGUUUGGAGCCAGCAGAAGGGUGAAAAAUGGUCUCAUGGGGAGCACAGGGCAGAGGCAUUGAUGCCAGGAAGACAGGUGGAGAGGAAAGGCUCUUUAAGAAGUUAGUGUGACCCAGGAACCCCCCAGUGCCAACUAGCAAGGAGGUUACAAGAAUAUUGUGAUCCUGCUAAGUACAUUCUGGUUCACCAAGAAAGUAAUCCGGCAGUGCGUUUACAUUCAUGAAAACAAGAUUUCAACCUGCGCUGGAUGAAACACUGCAAAGGACAUUUGGGAGAGCCAGCUGUUGCCUGGGAAUAACUUCACAAAUGAAUGCAACAUUCCUGGAAACUUCAUGUGUAGUAACGGACGCUGUAUCCCAGGGGCCUGGCAGUGUGAUGGGCUGCCCGACUGCUUCGAUGAAAGUGACGAGAAGGAAUGCCCAAAAGCCAAAUCCAAAUGUGGCUCCACGUUCUUCCCCUGUGCUAGUGGGAUCCAUUGUAUCAUUGGCCGCUUCCGGUGCAACGGCUUUGAGGACUGUCCAGAUGGCAGCGAUGAAGAAAACUGUACAGCAAAUCCCUUGCUGUGCUCUACUGCCCGAUUCCACUGUAAGAACGGCCUUUGCAUCGAUAAAAGCUUUGUAUGCGACAGUCAAAAUAACUGCCAGGACAACAGUGAUGAAGAAAGCUGUGAAAGCCCUCAAGAAACUGGCAGUGGCCAAGAUUAUGUGACCUCAGAGAACCAACUGCUCUAUUAUCCCAGCAUCACAUAUGCUAUAAUCGGCAGCUCAGUUAUCUUUGUGCUGGUGGUGGCGUUCCUCGCCUUGGUUUUGCACCACCAACGAAAACGCAACAACCUCAUGAGCCUGCCUGUGCAUCGGCUGCAGCACCCUGUCCUCCUGUCCCGGCUGGUGGUCCUUGAUCAUCCACACCAUUGCAGUGUCACCUACAAUGUCAACAAUGGAAUUCAGUACAUGUCCAACCAGACCUGCCACAGGCCACUGGAUCUGGAUUCUCCACCAUCGUAUUCAGAGGCUGUGUUAGACCAAAGCAGACCCCCAUGGUUUGAUCUUCCUCCACCCCCUUACUGCUCAGAUUCUGAAUCCCCCAGUCAGACAGAUCUCCCUCCUUACCGAUCUCGGACAGGAAGCUUGGUGAGCACAGACACUCCAAUGGCAGGAAGCCCCUUGAGCACAGGCAGCAGUCGGACAAGAGGUGUCAGUAACAGUAUGGACCAUCGCAGAAUGCUUUGUGAGAGAACACCUGAGCAAAAUGACUCUCUGAUCAGUCCUGUUGCUGAAAGAGAAAUGUGACCAGGGAAUUGAAAAGGGUAUAUGGGUUAGUCUGCUGUGGCUUGUUACCGUCAGAGAUGGGCCUGAGCUGUGAUGUUCAGAAUGGGAUUUGAUUUGAAUCCAAAUCCCAACUUCCCCAAGUUGUACAUGUGCUCUGUUUUGGUGUUUGGGCUCAUCAUAGGCAAAGACCAGAGCCAGGUUCACAUCUGAACUGUCCAGAAUUGAUAGAGGAAGGGUUAAGUCUGGGAUUCAAGUUCAGAUCUGUUGAAUACUUAAGACUUUGUGAUUUAAUGUAUUUCAGGGUGUACUUUACUGUAUAUGUAUGUAUAUAUGUGCAUGUGUAAUAUCUGUAGGUAUUCCACACAAAAAUACUGUUUAAAAAAAACAUCAAGGUUACCAAGUCAAGCACUCAAAAUAUAGGAAAUGGCAGAAUUCAGGUUGCCCCCUUUUUGUGGGCAUUAAGGUACAAUCUUUAAUUACUUGAUCACACACUAAGUUUUUCCACAGGAUUCCUGCCUCUUGGUGUUCUUAGAGUGGAUUGUGCUCCAUUAGAGAGCAGCUAUUCGAUAUUUAGUUUUAGCCUCAUUGUUCAAUUUGUGGUUCUAGGCUUUAUUUAUUGCACACUAUUCAAACCCUGCUGUGAAGGCAGAAUUAUUAAUUUCCUUGUGGUUUUUCUGUGGCACUUAUCAUUAUAGCAUCUAAGAAGCUUCACAAACAUUAAUGAAGUUAUUUUCACAACAACUCCGAGAUGAAGUGGUGGUAUGCCCAUUUUUCAGAUGGGAAAUGAGGCACAGAGAGAUUAAAGUCAAAAGUGUCCACUAAUUUUGGAUGCCCAAUUUGAGACACGUUGGACCUGAUUUUUAGAGCACUUAACAUUCUAUAGCACUUUAUAUGUUCAAACAUACCUCCCAUUGUCUUCAGUUGCAGCUGUGAGUGCUCAGCACUCCUGCAGGUCAGACCCCAGGUCUCAAGUCAGGCACCCAGAAACGGAGGAACACACUGUAAGUGGCCACCUCUGAAAAGUUUGGUUUAAGUGCCCAGUGUCACAUAGGAACUUGGUGGCAAAGGGGGAUAGAAUUUCAGUUUUCCAGGGCAACUUUCAACUGCCAUAACCAUAAGACUAUCCUUUCUCGUCUGCAGUCACCUGCUUCAUCCACUACACACCUUCCAGCUUCUGCAGUAAAUGAGGCAGGAGUCCUACAGACCAGUCACUUUUACUACCUGAUUUAUCCCCAGAGCAAGUGCAUCCUGUGCACUGAAUGAGGCAGGGGUCCUGUAGAAAAAAUAGUGUGUGAUCAUGUAGUUUAAGACUGUACCAUAAUGCAUAUGCCCAAAGACUCCAAACUAAAGUUGUGCACAUACCCUUAAUUCUGGCAUGCCCUAACUUUUGAGUACACCUUGGGGGCCAACAAAUCUUACCGCAUUAUAGGUGAAGCCACGUUAUAUCGAACUUGCUUUGAUCCACCGGAGUGCGCA
This is a messenger RNA of Mauremys reevesii (Reeves's turtle), 3403 nucleotides long. RefSeq names its product low density lipoprotein receptor class A domain containing 3 (gene LDLRAD3). Bases 992 to 1948 code for a protein of 318 amino acids. The record is from RefSeq and is a predicted model, not a curated record. Gene Ontology annotation, molecular function: protein binding. Lineage: Eukaryota; Metazoa; Chordata; Testudines; Geoemydidae. Gene Ontology annotation, biological process: receptor-mediated endocytosis. The transcript has 11 exons. Gene Ontology annotation, cellular component: plasma membrane.